Messenger RNA from Myotis lucifugus (little brown bat), 3722 nucleotides. It is a transcript of the gene IGF1R, whose product is annotated as insulin like growth factor 1 receptor. Lineage: Eukaryota; Metazoa; Chordata; Mammalia; Chiroptera; Vespertilionidae. Gene Ontology annotation, molecular function: insulin receptor substrate binding; ATP binding; insulin receptor activity. Gene Ontology annotation, cellular component: insulin receptor complex; axon; membrane. The transcript has 19 exons. The record is from RefSeq and is a predicted model, not a curated record. Gene Ontology annotation, biological process: positive regulation of MAPK cascade; regulation of JNK cascade; positive regulation of phosphatidylinositol 3-kinase/protein kinase B signal transduction.
AUGCUCACCCUGUCCCUUCUGCCCACAGCCUGCCCGAGCGCGUGCGGGAAGCGGGCGUGCACGGAGAACAACGAAUGCUGCCACCCCGAGUGCCUGGGCGGCUGCACGGCCCCCGACGACGAGGCGGCCUGCGUGGCCUGCAAGCACUACUACCACGAGGGCGUCUGCGUGACCGACUGCCCCCCCAACACCUACCGCUUCGAGGGCUGGCGCUGCGUGGACCGCGACUUCUGCGCCACCAUCCCCAACGCCGACAGCUUCGAGCUGGAGGGCUUCGUGAUUCACGACGGCGAGUGCAUGCAGGAGUGCCCCUCCGGCUUCAUCCGCAACGACAGCCUGAGCAUGUACUGCAUCCCCUGUGAAGGGCCGUGCCCCAAAAUCUGUGAGGAAGACAAGGGGACGAAGACCAUCGACUCGGUGACCUCGGCUCAGAUGCUCCAGGGCUGCACCAUCUUCAAGGGCAACCUGCUCAUUAACAUCCGCAGGGGCAAUAACAUCGCCUCGGAACUGGAGAACUUCAUGGGGCUCAUCGAGGUGGUCACGGGCUACAUCAAGAUCCGCCACUCCCACGCGCUGGUCUCCCUGUCCUUCUUCAAGAGCCUCCGCCAGAUCCUCGGCGAGGACCAGCUGGAGGGGAACUACUCCUUCUACGUCCUGGACAACCAGAACCUGCAGCAGCUGUGGGACUGGGACCACCACAACCUGACCAUCAAGUCCGGGAAGAUGUACUUCGCCUUCAACCCCAAGCUGUGCGUGUCCGAGAUCUACCGCAUGGAGGAGAUGACCGGGGCCAAGGGGCGCCAGGGCAAAGGCGACAUCAACACCAGGAACAACGGCGAGCGGGCCUCCUGUGAGAGCGACAUGCUGCACUUCACCUCCACCAACACCUGGAAGAACCGCAUCAUCGUCACGUGGCACCGGUACCGGCCCCCAGACUACAGGGACCUCAUCAGCUUCACCGUCUACUACAAGGAAGCGCCCUACAAGAACGUCACCGAGUACGACGGCCAGGACGCCUGCGGCUCCAACAGCUGGAACAUGGUGGACGUGGACCUGCCGGCCAACAAGGACAUGGAGCCCGGCAUCCUGCUGCACGGCCUGAAGCCCUGGACGCAGUACGCCAUCUACGUGAAGGCCGUGACGCUGACCAUGGUGGACAACGACCACAUCCGCGGGGCCAAGAGCGACAUCCUCUACCUCCGCACCAACGCCUCAGUGCCUUCCAUCCCCCUGGACGUCAUCUCCGCCUCCAACUCGUCCUCCCAGCUGAUCGUCAAGUGGAACCCGCCCUCCCUGCCCAACGGCAACCUGAGCUACUACAUCGUGCGCUGGCAGCAGCAGCCGCAGGACGCCUACCUGUACCAGCACAACUACUGCUCCAAAGACAAGCUCCCCGUCCGCAAGUACACGGACGGCACCUUCGACAUCGAGGAGGUGACGGAGAACCCCAAGGCCGAGUCGUGCAACACGCCCAAGGGGCCCUGCUGCGCGUGUCCCAAAACCGAGGCCGAGAAGCAGGCGGAGAAGGAGGAGGCCGAGUACCGCAAAGUCUUCGAGAACUUCCUGCACAACUCCAUCUUCGUGCCCAGGCCCGACAGGAAGCGCAGGGACGUGGGGCAGAUCUCCAACACCACCCUUUCCGGCCGGAGCAGGAACAGCACGGUGACGGACCCCUUCAACAGCACGGACUCGGACGACAGGGAGACGGACUACCCUUUCUUCGAGAGCAGGGUGGACAAGAAGGAGAGGACCGUCAUCUCCAACCUGAAGCCCUUCACCCUCUACCGCAUCGACAUCCACAGCUGCAACCACGAGGCCGAGAAGCUGGGCUGCAGCGCCUCCAACUUCGUCUUUGCGAGAACCAUGCCUGCAGACGGAGCGGAUGACAUUCCCGGGCCGAUAACCUGGGAGGUGAAGCCUGACAACACCAUCUUCUUAAAGUGGCCCGAACCGGAGAAUCCCAAUGGACUGAUUCUCAUGUACGAGAUAAAGUACGGAUCGCAGUCGAGGUAAGACGGGGCCGGGGACCGUGUCCGCGACCAGCGGGAGUGCGUGUCGCGGCAGGACUACCGGAAGCACGGCGGGGCCAAGCUGCAGAAGCUCAGCCCGGGCAACUACACGGCCCGCAUCCAGGCCACCUCUCUGUCGGGGAACGGGUCCUGGACGGAGCCCGUGUUCUUCUACGUCCAGGACAAAGCAGCGUUUGACAGCCACGCCCACCUGGUCAUCGCGCUGCCCAUCGCCAUCGUGCUGACCGUCUUGGGGCUGGCCCUCACGCUGUACAUCAUCCACCGGAAGCGUAAUCGGAUGGGCAAUGGAGUGCUGUACGCCUCUGUGAACCCGGAGUAUUUCAGCGCGGCCGACGUGUACGUGCCCGACGAGUGGGAGGUGGCCCGGGAGAAGAUCACCAUGAACCGGGAGCUGGGCCAGGGCUCCUUCGGCAUGGUGUACGAGGGCGUGGCCAAGGGCGUGGUCAAGGACGAGCCGGAAACCCGGGUGGCCAUCAAGACCGUCAACGAGUCGGCCAGCAUGCGGGAGCGGAUCGAGUUCCUCAACGAGGCUUCGGUGAUGAAGGAGUUCAACUGUCACCACGUGGUGCGUUUGCUGGGCGUGGUGUCCCAGGGCCAGCCGACCCUGGUCAUCAUGGAGCUCAUGCCCCGCGGAGACCUCAAGAGUUACCUCAGGUCUCUGAGACCGGAAAUCGAGAAUCACCCCGUCCUCUCACCGCCAACCCUCAGCAAGAUGAUCCAGAUGGCCGGGGAGAUCGCGGACGGCAUGGCGUACCUCAACGCCAACAAGUUCGUCCAUAGAGACCUUGCUGCCCGGAACUGCAUGGUGGCUGAAGAUUUGACCGUCAAGAUCGGAGACUUCGGCAUGACUCGCGACAUCUACGAGACCGACUAUUACCGGAAGGGCGGGAAGGGGCUGCUUCCUGUGCGCUGGAUGUCCCCCGAGUCCCUCAAGGACGGCGUGUUCACCACCCACUCUGAUGUCUGGUCCUUUGGCGUCGUGCUCUGGGAGAUCGCCACGCUGGCCGAGCAGCCCUACCAAGGCCUGUCCAACGAGCAGGUCCUGCGCUUCGUCAUGGAGGGCGGCCUUCUGGACAAGCCCGACAACUGCCCCGACAUGCUGUUCGAGCUCAUGCAGGUGUGCUGGCACUUCAACCCCAAGAUGAGGCCUUCGUUCCUGGACAUCAUUGGCAGCAUCAAGGACGAGCUGGAGCCCGGCUUCAUCGAGGUGUCCUUCUACUACAGCGACGAGAACAAGCCGCCCGACACCGAGGAGCUGGACCUGGACGCCGAACACCUGGAGUGCGUGCCCCUGGACCCCUCGGCCUCCUGCUCCUCCCUGCCGCUGCCCGAGCGCCACUGCCCGCACCACCACCACCACCACCACGAGGGCCACGAGCGCUACUGCCGCCACCACCACGAGGGCCGAGAGCGUUACUGCCGCCACCACCACGAGGGCCGCGAGCGCCCCUGCCCGCACCACCGCCCCGAGAGCGGCCGCGAGCGCGAGCGCCCCUGCCCGCACCGCCCCGAGAACGGCAUUGGCCACCGCGUGCUGGUCUACCACCGGGCCAGCUUCGACGAGAGGCAGGCGUACGCGCACAUGAAUGGGGGGCGCAAGAACGAGAGGCCCGUGCCUCUGCCGCAGUCCUCCACCUGCUGAAGUGGGACCCGGUCCCGCGGAGCAGGGCCCCAUGUGUGUGUGUGUGUGCG